Micropterus salmoides (largemouth bass) is the source of this 1782-nucleotide messenger RNA. RefSeq names its product macrophage mannose receptor 1-like. The record is from RefSeq and is a predicted model, not a curated record. Lineage: Eukaryota; Metazoa; Chordata; Actinopteri; Centrarchiformes; Centrarchidae. The coding region runs from base 494 to 1054 and encodes 186 amino acids. The transcript has 3 exons.
ACACACUGUCUACUGAUGACAAUAUUGAGUCUUUGCAGCUGUAAAAUAGUCAGUGGUGAGAGAAGUACUCAGUACCUGUACUGGAGUAAAAGUAUCAGAACUACAAAAUGGAAUUACUCCAUUAUUUGUAAAAGCCAUGGCUUCAAAAUGUACUACAAAAGGAUUGUCAGAAAAACUAUUCAAAGUAUGAAAAGUAAUAGUAUCAUUAUGUAUAGGAAAAUGUGAAGCUCUUCCCUUAUUGAUUAAUGCUUUGUUACUUGAAAUAUUAUGUAAUGCCAUUCAUAAUGUUAAAAAGAUAUCACAUCUCCGCCCUCUUUACUGCCAGCUUUUUACCCCACCUUGUUUAUUUCAGACAUGGUCAGACUGCACGUGUUAUAAUUAAUCCUGAACGAGUAUACCAAGGCCCUCACAACUACUCAUAUCUACAUACAGUAGUUGAGUUGUAUGUUUACAAAUACUACCAUCUUCUAACACUCAUUUUACCGUUUUUUCCAUGAUAGCAGCAAAUCCUCCAGGCCAGAAAAUAUUUAGUAUAAUUAGAAUCGGUCUGACAUGGGAGGAUGCCCGGACUUACUGCAGAACACACCACACAGACCUGGCUAUGAUCGAGAAUGCUCAGGAAAACAUAGCCAUGAACAUGAGGUCAUUAUACGGUUAUUGGAUUGGCUUGUACCGACUACCAUGGAGGUGGUCCGAUAAUAGCAGCAGCUCCUUCACAAACUGGGGAAGCGGACAGCCUGAUGGUAAACAGAACUGUGUGGCUGAAACGUCAGACCACAAAUGGGAUGAUGUGAGAUGUGACAGCGAGCUUUCAUUUUUCUGCCAUGGAGCCCUAAAACUGAAGAAGACCAUGAUUAGGAUGAAGAUUGAGACUGAUGCUGACUUUUCAGAUCCAGCUAUUUACGCCCAGAUCCUUCAACAGCUAGGUGCAGUGCUGACAAACAAGUCUUCACUGACUGACUUCAACCUGGGGUUGAAUAUUCAAUCCAGAAAACAGACAAAGAGAAAUGAAGAGAAUGAUGAAGAGAAUGGAAAAGAUGUCCUUUGUAAUUGAUGUUUUCAACAAGCUGCAAAGGCAGAAUGCAUGUAACCAUAAUAAAUGUAGCUAGAUUACUUUGUUGAUCAAGUCCAGUAGAUUUUAUAAUCUAUCAUGAAAUACACUGUAAAACAAAGCCUGUUGUAAUCUUCACUGACUGUGCUCUGACUCAGCCUGACUCAGACUCAGAAGUGUUGCUCAGGGAAAAUCACAACACAUAUACUAGAUUGUGGUAUUUUUUGUGUUCUAAAUGUAGUUUUUUGUCUAUGAUAGGUAGUACAACAAGAAGAUUACAUUGCUUUCUGUUAUUGUCUACUUAAUAAAGUUAAUGUACUGCAUAAGAUUUUUCCACAUGAAAUAUAAUUAAUGCCAGAUUUUUCCCCCUCACUCAAUAAUAUGACUUGAUAUAAUCAGUUUUUGUUUUACUUGACUUAUUAUACAUUUAUUAAAUUUCACAGUUUGCACAAAUCUUUUACAAGGACUGUAAAAAUGUAGUGCAUGUUAAAACACAACUGCUAUCGAUUACAGUCUUCAAACCUCAGACUACAAAAAGAGACAAAACAUUCUACUUAUCAAUGACCAGACUUUAAUAUCCGGUGCCAAUCAAGAUGGCCUUUGUGAGAUUCCUCAUUUGCAUAUUCAAAUAUGUGCCCACUAAAAAGCUGCAGCACUUGUUUAUCAGUCUGUUUCUUUUCACUUAUUAUGUUUAUUAUGUCCUUGUAUAAUAAAACCAGCUGGGAAAUUAA